AUGCAAAAGAAAUUUAACUAAUUUGGUAUUGAGAGUAAGGAUAGUACAAUGAAUCUAUUUAGAGUUAGACCUUAAUACCUAACUCAUGUGUCUCCUGUGGCUGUUGAAGCAGCACAUUAAAAUUUCUUUAGUGGAUCAAAAGAACUUUUGGAUAAAAUCCCUGAUCACGAGAAAGGACCAAGAUAAGAUUCCAAAGGGAAUAUUGUUAAAUAUACAGUUGUUGGAAGUGUGUAAUAAUUUUUGGCAGAAAAAUCAAGAAGUUAAUAGUAAAAUAGAAAACCUGCAUAGAUACGUAUUACUGGAAAUUCCUAGGCUACUCCUUCAACAUAAUAACAAAAUGAUCAAACAGAAAGAGUGAUUUUUAGCUCUAAAGGUAUGUGUUAUCAUUUAUAUAGCCAUAGAAUAAUCAAGUAAGGAUAUAUAAUAAAAGAAAACUAAAGUUAAAGUUAGAGAUUAUUAAGAAAUAAUCUUAAAUGAAGAUCAAGUUUAAGAACAUAUUUCUUAAAUCUAACAGAGGAUUGAUAAGAAUAAGAUUGAGGUAUAUAUUAUUUAUUAUCAAAAAAUGAAGAAUGAGAAAAAAACAAGAUAAUUGCAAAGUAGAAUGUCAAAAGGAGAAUCUUUAAAAAUGAGUAAAUGUGAAAGAGCGAUUGAAACAUUUGAUUAGGUUUAAUAGGAUUGGGAUUUGACAAAAAUUAAAAUAGAAUCAAAAAUUUAAAGAUUACCUGGUCAAUCUCUUUUGGAUCGAAUUGAAUAACAUAGGAUGAAGGAAGAAAUGAAAAGGAUGCUUGAUGCUUUAAAACCAAUUGAAGAAAAAUAAGGAAAUGAAUUUUGGGUAUUUUUAAUCAUAUAAAAUAAAAAGCGUCUUGGGUUAAGAAAAAAAGACUCGAAUAUAAAACCCAAGACAUUUGUGGAAUAAUUUGAAAAAAAUUAUUAGAUCUAUGGCAAUCCUAAAUCUCCAUAAAUAGAAAUUGUUAGAAGAUCUUCUUUAAGUUAACUUGAUUUCAAACCUUUUAGCACAUUCACCUCUUAAUCUGCUCUAAAUAAAAAGCUUUCUGAAAAUUCUGAUCUUAUUAUGAAAUUAAUACCAACCGUUCCUGACGAUAUUGGAAAUCUCGAAGUUGUUGGUAAAAAUGUACUUGAAUAAGAGAUUAUUUAACUACGAUCUCAAUCUCAUAAAAAUUCGUUUCCUUAUGUAAGAUUUAGCAGUAAUUCUAAUUAUGAAAAAUAUAUCAUGAAAGUUCCAACAAAACCAGAAACUUAAUAAGAUGAAGAAAUCAUAGAGGAAAAUUAUGACAGAAAACGACUUAUGUCUUAAGGAAAACUCUCUGAAGUCAAAGGGUAUUUCUGA
This is a messenger RNA of Paramecium pentaurelia, 1348 nucleotides long. Lineage: Eukaryota; Ciliophora; Oligohymenophorea; Peniculida; Parameciidae. The record is from the annotation of a GenBank genome assembly.